Messenger RNA from Drosophila miranda, 2201 nucleotides. RefSeq names its product protein sex-lethal. The record is from RefSeq and is a predicted model, not a curated record. The coding region runs from base 1091 to 2182 and encodes 363 amino acids. The transcript is spliced from 10 exons. Gene Ontology annotation, molecular function: mRNA binding. Gene Ontology annotation, cellular component: ribonucleoprotein complex; cytosol. NCBI's taxonomy places the organism in Eukaryota, Metazoa, Arthropoda, Insecta, Diptera, Drosophilidae. Gene Ontology annotation, biological process: alternative mRNA splicing, via spliceosome; sex determination.
CACUCGUCCCUCAUGAACGAAACGCACACAUACAGUCAUAUAGUUGCGGCUGAAUUUUUGUGAAAGGAAGUUGUAGCGCCGCGCAGUGCAUUUUUUUCUGUAACAACAACAACAACAAGAACAACAACAACAUCAUCAUCUCUACCUACAACAAGAAAAAAUUCAGACAGUGCGCUCCCACAAUAAGAACAACAACGACGAGAACAAUUACAGAAAAGAAGAGAGCGAGAGACAAGUACCGUUAGAAGAACUUAACGAAAGAACUAUGAGUGUCGUCUGAGAGAGAGCGUACGCCAGAAGAAGACAACAACAACAGCAACAGCAACAACUGCAGCCGCACCAGACGAACAACAACUACCGCAAUUGACAACUAUCGUAGAGAGUCUCCGCUCUCAUUUUGAAUGUGUGUGGGGUGGUCCGUUCGCCGCAAAGAUAUCAAGUAGCAGUGGGAGAGACAGAGAGAGAGUGAGAUUGACGACCGAACGACAAGCAACUUAACGGCACCUAUCAGCAGCAGGCCAGCUGAGAGCGCUGAGCGCCAGAGGCAGGAAACAAGCAGCUCUCUCUGCAACUCUCAACAGCUUAACCCCCACCACCACCCCAUCCUACGCCAACCCCCCACACACGCACACAAACCAUCACAGCAGCAAGUGAACGGUAUAUUUUUUUUUUGCUAGAUCGAUAUAACAGAUAUCGAUAAACGUCUAUAUAUAUAUAUAUAUAUAAUUAUAUAUACCAAGAGAAAGAGCACGCGGAGUAUUUUGUUGAAAAAAUACUCGUGCCCCAAACACACUCAGGAUAUGUACGGCAACAAUAAUCCGGGUAGUAACAAUAAUAACGGUGGUUAUCCCCCAUACGGUUACAACAAGUCGAGACAUCUCUUUCCACAGCCAAGGAGUAGCAGGAGUAACAGCUUGCCCCCCUAGCGAAAUGCAACGCGGAACCGCUUUCGAUUCCGGCGGAAGCGAAAAGACAAACGAUACUCUUAGAUAGAUACACCUAUGCACCACCCAUGCAUGUAGUAGACAUUUUUUGUUGUCGCCCGAUGAGGGCCUGAUUGAUCGCAUUGCGGGGGUCGGCUGAGACAGAAAUGUUCAUGAAACGGGGACGCAUCGAACGCCUCGGUGGGCGUGGAUUUGGCAUGUCGCAUUCAUUGCCAUCUGGAAUGUCACGUUAUGCGUUCUCACCACAGGAUACAGAAUUCUCAUUUCCAAGUUCCUCGUCCCGUCGCGGUUACAAUGAGUUUCCCGGCGGCGGUGGCAUUGGCAUCGGCGCCAAUGGCGGCAGUGCCAAUAAUCUUGGCGGCAACAUGUGCAACCUGCUGCCAAUGACCAGCAACAAUUCGCUUAGCAAUCUAUGCGGACUGUCGCUGGGCAGCGGCGGCAGCGAUGAUCACAUGAUGAUGCACGAUCAGCGAUCCAGCAACACCAAUCUGAUUGUGAACUACUUGCCCCAGGACAUGACUGAUCGCGAGCUGUACGCCCUAUUCAGAGCCAUUGGACCCAUCAACACGUGCAGAAUCAUGAGAGACUAUAAGACUGGGUACAGUUUUGGCUAUGCUUUCGUGGACUUCACGUCGGAAAUGGACUCACAGCGCGCCAUCAAAGUUCUGAAUGGCAUUACGGUGCGCAACAAGCGGCUAAAGGUUUCUUAUGCUCGUCCUGGCGGUGAAUCCAUCAAGGAUACCAAUCUGUAUGUGACCAAUCUGCCGCGCACAAUUACCGAUGAUCAGCUGGACACGAUCUUUGGCAAAUACGGUUCCAUUGUGCAGAAGAAUAUCUUGCGUGACAAGCUGACCGGUCGGCCGAGGGGCGUGGCAUUUGUGCGCUAUAACAAGCGGGAGGAGGCACAGGAGGCCAUCUCGGCACUGAACAAUGUCAUACCCGAGGGCGGGUCCCAGCCGCUGUCUGUGCGCCUGGCCGAGGAGCAUGGCAAGGCGAAGGCGGCGCACUUCAUGUCACAGAUGGGCGUGCCAGCGCCGAAUGCACCACCGCCGCCACCACCACCACCGCCGCAUAUGGCGGCCGGCUUCAACAACAUGGUUCACAGAGACGGAGCUAUGGAAAAAUUACGCUCAUUAUUCGAUGCUAUAUGCGAUGCUAUCUUUGGUCUCGAUAGUGACAACUUUGCCGAUUUGCUUGACGGACUGUACCGUAGGAAGUACCAUUAUCCCUACUUAUAAUUGACACCCCAUCAGCAGC